AUGUCGACGCCUUCCAAGAGCAACAACAACUCGCGUCUCUCUGCGAUGGCGCAGCUGGAAAAGACUGCCAAGACAUUGACGCUGUACUCGCGGGCGCUGCACCACCAGCUCGCACGGCUCCGAGAGGAGAUGGUCACGGAGAAGCAGGCGGUGCUGACGUCUGAGGACGACGUAAGUGAAUCGUCCGCACGGCUGCAGGAGAUCGAGGAGCUCAUGGCCAAGCUGCAACAAGAGAUCAGUGCACUGCGCUUGACACCACCUGACGACGGUAGCUUAGCCGCGCGUGAGCAGGAGCUCGAGGAGCUGGAGGAGGAGCGUCAUGAGGAAUUGGAUUUGCUCGCUCAUAUUCAGACCAUACUACUGAUGCAUCAAAACAUGCACAAGAAGAUGCAGCGAAUGAUCGCCACGCUCACCAAGGAGAUUCACCGUGUGCGCCAACGUGAGGAGGUCGUCGUGUUGGCCGCGUUGCGUAGCCGCAUCGUCAAGGGCGAAGCAGAAGUCCUGCGUGAAGCACUACAGACCGUUCGUGACCAAGGAUUUCGCAUGCAGCGUGCUGUAGACGCAAAGGAUCAGUCUGCUGUGCUUAAAUACGCUGCUGAAAUGCUACGCGAAUUACGCACGAGUCUACUGUCUCCUAAGAAUUAUUACCAUCUUUACAUGCAAUUAAUGGACCAAUUGCGGCAUUUUGAAAACUAUGUGGACGAGCAGCAACAAUCCGGCGCAUCUAUGCGCAUACUCUAUGAACGUGUCCAGAGCAGUGGCAAUGUCCUGCCAAGACUGUACUUGCUCGUGACGGUCGGAGCAAUCUACAUCAAGUCCAGGGAAGCUCCAGCUCGUGAUGUGUUGACGGAUUUAGUGGAGAUGACAAAAGGAGUACAACAUCCACUACGUGGUCUUUUCUUGAGACACUAUUUGUCUCUUAGUGUACGUGACAAGCUGCCGGAUACGGGUUCAGUGUACGAGCAAUCAGGUGGUGGCACUGUCAGCGACUCUAUCAAGUUCUUGUUGCAAAACCUACGGGAAACCAAUCAACUUUGGAUACGACUGCAGCAUCAAAAGACUAACGGCGCUCGGCCACUGGUUGUUCGAGAGAAGGAGCGGAUGGAGCUCCGUCUUUUGGUUGGAACGAGCCUCGUACGAUUGAGUCAAAUAGAUGGAGUCACAAGCAGCAUCUAUGCUGAGCAAGUGUUACCUGAAUUACUAAAUGAUGUAGUCCUUGCCUGCAAAGACUGCAUGGCGCAGCAGUACUUGAUGGAUUGUAUUAUUCAGGUCUUCCCGGACGAGUUUCACUUGCAGAAUCUUGAGAAAUUGUUGGAUGUAUUGGAAAAGCUGCAGACAAAUGUCGACGUCGCAUUGAUCUUGACAGCGCUUCUUAAACGUCUUACAAAAUUUCGGGAAGCACAGGGAAAUGUUACCGGUGCAGGACAGCAAGAAACAGGAGCGGAUGAUCGUACCAAGCUAAACGAUGAGCAGCAAGAUGGCCUUCAUGUUUUCCAGCAGAUGAUGAAUACGACUGGUAAGAUGUUUUUGCGCUCAUUGCGGUAUGCUGCUGAAAAUGGAGAUCCAAUAAGCGAAGGAGGUGGUACUGACGUGCAGUUGGCCUCAGUGUUGCCCUAUUUUGUGGCGUUUGCCACUUUUACCCUCGUCUGGUUGGGCACCACCACGAGUAAAAACUCACAUACAACUACUGCCAUUCAGCAAGUGGUUUUUGGCUGCUUAACUUUUUUACGUGAGCGAACAGCGUGGCGAGUGGACAAAGAUGAGCAAAAGCGCCAGGCUGUGAUUUCUCAGCUUAAAACUCUUGCGCUCACGCUCCUUCGAGGCUUUUCUAUCCAGGAUCUUUUGCAAGUCCCAUCACUGCUUGAAUUGCUAGCACUGAUGCCGUGGCAGGGCGCGUGGAAAGAUGUGGCACUGGUAUGGAUCCGUGUGCUGCUUGCACGGCAUGAACGUGUCUACAAUGAGAAACAAAUGAGCUUUUUGCUGACAGUGCUGGCACCAUUAGUGCGCGAUGACCCCAGCGAGUUCCAGUUGCUGCCCCCAGUCACCACAACAGAUAUGGGGAAAACUAAGGAGGCUGAGAUUUUUGAAGCCGAGCAGCAAACAUUAGCCAAGGUUGUCCACCUCGUAUCAAACGAUAAUUAUGACGUCAAGUUUCGCGUGUUUGUAGUGGCACGACGUGCAUUUUUAAUGAGCGGUGUAUUUCGGAUUCGAUUCACGCUUGUGCCAUUAAUCUGCCAGUCGUUGGCACUUGCCAGAGACCUAGCAGCUCAUACUCAGGAAAAGACCCAAAGUCAAGGUCAAGAGACCAAAGCAGAAUCAGAGGCCACUGUGACUGACGGAAACUCCAAGACUUUUGUUACGACGCCUCGUGAGGUUCUUCAGUUUGUACAUGAGAUGGUGACGGCAUUGGCGUCCAAGCAGGAUGCGCUGUCUGUUUCGUGCGUUCAUUUAUUUUUGCAAUGUGCUCUCGUUGCCGAUGGCUGUGCAUUUGAGGCAAUCGCAUACGAGUUUAUCACUCAGGCUUUCAUUGUAUAUGAAGACCAAAUCACGCUUGCACGUGAACAAUGGCGCGCUUUAGAAGCAAUGGUUGCAUCACUGCGUGCAACCCGCAAUCUCUCGAGCACCAACUACGAGAUUCUCGCGACCAAGACCACACAGUAUUCUGCUCGAUUACUCAAGAAAAAUGAGCAGGCCUUGAUGGUGCUGAAUUGUGCACAUCUCUUUUGGCAUCCGUCUCAUCGAGAUGGCAAGCGCGUCCGGGAAUGUCUUCAGCGAUCAUUACGCAUUGCGGAUUCAAUGAAGGACAUAGCAUUAAACCAGGUCCCUCUUUUUCUGGAUAUAUUGGAGGCUACACCUGAAGUGACACGCAACUAUUUGGUGGGUCUGUUGACACUUGUGAAGGAUCAUCUGAAUAACAUGGAGCAUGGGCAACGGCGCAGGGAAGGUGAAUCCCGUUAUCGCGCCAUUAUGUGCUGCAUGGAUGUCUUUGAUGUAUCCGAUAAAGCGCUAUCGACCUCGUUUUCACCAUCAUCACGGUAG
Messenger RNA from Peronospora farinosa, 3039 nucleotides. The record is from the annotation of a GenBank genome assembly. NCBI's taxonomy places the organism in Eukaryota, Oomycota, Peronosporomycetes, Peronosporales, Peronosporaceae.